CCGCAGUAUCGGAACCAUAAUAACAUAACCUUAUUUCCUUUUUUUGUUAUUCCACUUCGCCGCAGCCACGCCAAACCUGCAUCUUCAAGACCUACACCAACUCCAACCAAUCCUUCACUCCGCCGACCGAAAUUAUAACGAUGGAGCGAGGACCGCCAAGAGUGAAAAACAAGGCCGCGGCGCCGCUGCAGAUCAGCGCAGAGCAGAUCCUGCAGGAAGCCUACGAAACGAGAGACGAGUCAUUGCAAAUUCCCAAGCAGCGUAUUGCGGAUCUCGAAGAGUUGCACGAGUUCCAAGGACGAAAGCGGAAAGAAUACGAGGAUGCGCUUCGACGUAAUCGGCUCAAUAUCAAUCAAUGGAUCCGCUACGCAAGAUGGGAGUUGGAACAGAAAGAAUACGCGCGCGCUCGCUCGAUCUUUGAACGUGCGCUGGAAAUCGAUCCCACGAACGUGCCGCUAUGGCUACGAUACAUCGAGUCCGAGAUUAAAGAGCGCAACAUCAACCACGCCCGGAAUCUCUUUGAUCGCGCGGUGACUUUGCUCCCUCGUAUCGACAAGCUGUGGUAUAAAUAUGUGUCGAUGGAAGAGGCGCUCACGAACGUCGUCGGCACACGACAGGUGUUUGAGCGGUGGAUGGAGUGGGAGCCGGAACCGCAGGCUUGGAUGAGCUAUAUUAAUAUGGAAAAGCGGUACGGCGAGAUCGAGCGCGCGCGCUCUGUCUUUGAGCGAUUCACUAUCGUCCAUCCGCAGUCAGAGAACUGGAUCAAAUGGGCUCGGUUUGAAGACGAAUACGGCACUCCAGAGAACGUGAGGGAGGUUUAUGCUACUGCUGUCGACACGCUUCGCGCUGCUGGUGAUGAGUUUGUGGAUGAGAAGCUGCUUGGCAGUUGGGCGAAAUGGGAGACGAGGAAUAAGAAUUUUGAAAAGGCACGAGAGCUGUACAAGCUCGGUCUUGAUACUCUUAGUCGCGCGAAGAGUAUGAAGCUUUAUGACGAAUACAGUGCGUUUGAGAAGCAGUAUGGUGAACGGGAAGGGAUCGAGGAUGUUGUUUUCAAGAAACGGAGGGUGAAAUACGAAGAGCAGUUGAAGGAGAACCCGAGAGAUUACGAUACCUGGUUUGCGUACCUGAGUAUGGCGGAGGAGUCUCUGAAAAACACAGACGAAAUUCGAGAUUUGUACGAGCGGUCGAUCGCAAACGUACCUCCAACACAAGAGAAACGACACUGGCGGCGCUACAUCUUCCUGUGGAUCAGAUACGCCGUAUUCGAGGAGCUGACGACGAAAGAUUUCGAGCAGACGCGGGAAAUCUACAGAGCGUGCUUGAAUCUCAUUCCGCACAAGAAAUUCACAUUCGCAAAGAUAUGGUACAUGUACGCCUGUUUCGAGAUCCGACGAAACAACCUUGCCGUUGCGCGCAAGCAGCUUGGAAUGGCGCUCGGUAUGUGCCCGAAGCCGAAACUGUUCAAGAACUACAUUGAGCUGGAGAUGAAACUGCGAGAGUUUGACCGGUGCCGGAAGCUGUACGAAAAGUUUCUGCAAGUCUUUCCAAAAUACUCGCAGGCCUGGCUGGAUUAUGCAGAGUUGGAGCAGACGUUGGGUGAUGAGGACAGAGCGCGUGCGAUUCUAGAGCUGGCAAUGUCUAUUCCCGGGGUUAAUCUCGACCAGGGCAACGAUGAAGGUGAAGAGGAAGAAGAGGAGGCAGAGGAGGAAG
Messenger RNA from Myxozyma melibiosi, 1710 nucleotides. RefSeq lists its product as uncharacterized. NCBI's taxonomy places the organism in Eukaryota, Fungi, Ascomycota, Lipomycetes, Lipomycetales, Lipomycetaceae. The record is from RefSeq and is a predicted model, not a curated record. Gene Ontology annotation, cellular component: U2-type catalytic step 2 spliceosome; precatalytic spliceosome; post-mRNA release spliceosomal complex. Gene Ontology annotation, molecular function: protein binding. Gene Ontology annotation, biological process: spliceosomal complex assembly; mRNA splicing, via spliceosome. The annotation marks the transcript as partial. The transcript has 2 exons.